UAGACGACACAAUACAGUGUCUUCAUUUGUUUGUGGGUUUGUUGGGAUAGCAAAAACUAACAGUAUUUUUCUCAAUCGAGAAAGGUUGGUUACAAUUAUCUUAGUUGCAGGGUGACACGCAGAAACUUAUAAGGAUUAACUAUGAACAAAUACUUUAUCACGUAAAAUAACAAGUGCCAGUUUUUAUAACAUGAACGCCACAAAGAAAAAAGAAACAAUUCUGUGUCAUAAAACAAAUUCUCGCAAAAAUGAAUCAAACCAACCUAGAGCUAAUAUUGAAGAUUUGCCUGAAGAAAUGCUUGAAAUUAUUGCUGGAUUCUUAUCAUGUAAGGAUUUAAACAGUUGUUUUAAUGUAUGCAAAAAAUGGAGACGGAUACUUAACAGUGACAAAUUUUGGAAAAAAUGCUGCAAGUAUCCAGAAAAAUACUUUAAAUUGUCAUCCGUUCAAGUCAGUAAAAUACCUGCUUUCAUAGAUGCUUGCAAAUGGAGGAAACAUUGGCUUUUACAAAAACGUAUCUGGAAAAAUUGGAGUAGUGGUACAUUCACAACUGACACAUUUGCAGGAGAACUCGGUCAUAUGUCAAUGGACUCUGUUGAUGAACAUGGUAAUCAUUGGCUAUUCUGUUAUGGGUCAAAUGAGAUAAAUGUAUGGAAUAUUACUAAUGAACCUUUUCUACACUCUAAUUAUGAACAGCAACAUUUUUUUGCUUUGUGGCCUUUGCAAGAUAAAGUUUUAACGUGUCGUUCCAAUUAUGUAAAAGUUUUCAACUUCAAGCACCCAGAAAACGAGUUGCAGCUAAGUUACAGAUUCAAGUUUGAUAGAAAGAACAUACUUCCAGAAAAUGAAAAGGUCUCUAAUGACGACUAUGUCAGUGGUGUUCGAUAUAUUUUAGUGGAUGACAGAUUUCUUAUUGGAUACCAGGAAAAUGUAAGUGACAUUGCAACAGCGUGUAUGUAUAUAUGGGACAUUAACACAAAAAAAGUUAGAAAUCAAAGUAUCUAUCAAGAAUCUUUUGUGAGGUUUGUCCAACAAACCAGAGGAAGCAAUGUGCUGGAUCAUUUUAAUGGUGGAAUGGUUCUAUUUGAUGGAGACAAUGGCAAGUUUUUAGUCAAUUUGAUUGAUGAUAGACAUAAACUGUGCCAUGUAAGCUUGUUUAGUCUUGUUGAAAUGAAGUUUGUGAAGGUAGUAGCUCAGUUUGAGAGUAGAACAGCAUGGUGUCUUAUGAAAGGUGACAUUGUUGUCACAUUCCACAUCGUCUGCGAGAACAAAUCUCAGAUAUCCGUGUUUAAUCUUAACACUGGCCUUCUCGCCAAGUUAUACUUCCCAUUCGAACGGAACCCCAUACUCAAUAAUGAGCUAAGGUUUGACUGUAACAAAGUAAUUUUAAAAGUAAGAAAUAAAAUAACUGUACUGACCUUAACUGAUUCGGUCCAUGUAAAGGAAAAUAGCUUUGAACUCGAUGAAAGCAACAAAAACGGUUGUAUUUUAAAAUAUUUUGAUCCCAAAUUCUUGCUGUUGUAUGACUGUUCUAUUCUUUCUUCUGGAAAUUUGACUGUGUGGGAUAUUGAUUCAGGAAUCAAACUGUGGGGGUUGCGUAAGUUGUCUCAUUUGGUAUUGUACAAACCGAUCAUAAAUACUUUUGAGUACCCCGGAAGACUUCUUGUUCGCUUUUGUGAUGAAAGCAAUUUUAGAAUUUUGAAGUUUGAUGCCUGAGUAGUACAGCAUUACCUACUUAAGUUAACAAUGUACCUGAAACACCCAGUUUUGUAAAAAGUUUUUACUAUGUUUGAUUAAAAAUCUGUGUUUGAGCUAAUUUAGUUGAUAUAGGUAGGGCUUUUAACCAUUCAAAACUAUAUAUAUAUUUGUUUUAAAAUGAAGUAGAAUUUUCAUCUGCUGGAAUCAGUAAACAAAAUUUUAGUAGUUUGGGAGCAUACCUACUGUCUAAAGAUCAGACCUUAAAGUUCCAAGGUUACAUAUUACAGUUAGCCAUACUCAUUAAUCUAAGCAACCAAAUGCUUAGAACCAAGGGGGGGAAAUUGGGGUACCUAGCCAAAAAAGAUUCUUUGGACAUCUAAACAUAUACGGUUAUCUAUAACGUAACUCUACGGGACAUGCUCUCACUAUAUCCUAUGAUUGUAUUGUUGGUACGUUAUAUUUUUACACACUACCUAGAUAAA
This is a messenger RNA of Macrosteles quadrilineatus (aster leafhopper), 2178 nucleotides long. RefSeq lists its product as uncharacterized. Lineage: Eukaryota; Metazoa; Arthropoda; Insecta; Hemiptera; Cicadellidae. Gene Ontology annotation, molecular function: protein binding. The record is from RefSeq and is a predicted model, not a curated record. The transcript is spliced from 2 exons. Bases 191 to 1714 code for a protein of 507 amino acids.